GUUGGUUGCGGUGUGAGGGGCUAUACCGGGAAGAUGGACGAGUUCCAGUCGGGGGAGGAGACUUCCUUUGUUGUUGAUGAAGUCAGCAUCAUCAUUAAAGAGGCCAUAGAAAGCGCCAUAGGUGGCAAUGCCUACCAGCACAGCAGAGUGAACCAGUGGACAACAAGUGUGGUGGAGCAAACACUGAGCCAACUCACAAAGCUGGGGAAGCCUUUCAAGUACAUUGUGACCUGUGUGAUUAUGCAAAAAAAUGGUGCUGGACUACACUCAGCAAGCUCUUGCUUCUGGGACAACUCCAGUGAUGGAGCCUGCACUGUGAGAUGGGAGAACAAGACCAUGUACUGUAUUGUCAGUGCCUUUGGACUUGCAAUAUAAUUGCCUUGGAAUUGUUUGUCCUUCUCUUUUUCUACUCCAGCACUUGAUUCCAUCUCUGCCUAAACUGUGAAUACACUGAACGACUUCUGUUUUUAAUGUACUUUUUAAGUAACUUUUUUCAGAUGUAGAAAUGUGAAAACAUGCUGUUACAUGGUUUAUGUUUGUACUUAGUAUCAGUGUUGCCAUACUGUCUUAAUACUUCAAGAACUUCUCUUCAAGGUGCUAAUACUGAAAUCUGCUGCAGUGUAAACACUUCCUCUACAUUUCUUUAAGACAAAUAUUGGUGAGCACCGACUUUCACACUUUGUACUUUUGGUUAGCAUUAAAUUAUUGAAAUUCAUAA
Molecule: messenger RNA, 718 nt
Organism: Mesitornis unicolor (brown roatelo)
Lineage: Eukaryota; Metazoa; Chordata; Aves; Mesitornithiformes; Mesitornithidae
Gene: DYNLT1
Product: dynein, light chain, Tctex-type 1
Exons: 5
Coding region: 34-375 (113 amino acids)
Biological process (GO): microtubule-based movement
Cellular component (GO): cytoplasmic dynein complex; cytoplasm
Molecular function (GO): dynein intermediate chain binding
Source: RefSeq, a predicted model, not a curated record